AUGUCCUUCCCUCAUCUUCUCCUCUCCUCUGCAUAUGCGGUGACAUUUUUUUCAUGCAUUAGGGUUUGGAGGGGGGGAAUCGCUGGUGACCCGAGCCAAUCCUACAAGCCACUUCACCUGUCUUUGUUUUGCUCGUCCUUCCUGCUCAAGCACUCGCGGUAUGAAAGGCACCCCUUCACCUCUUCCAACCUUACUCUUUGUUUUGGUACCUCUGGAUCUGUAGUUGAUGAGGUUGAGGAGGUGCAGGGUGCUCCUGCCCAGCGUGGUAGGGGUGGGAUGCGCUGGACCAGUGUCAUGUCUGGUUUUGCUCUUCGUUGUAUGUGCCAGCUCAUCUCCUCGGGUGUCAGGACCGAUAAGGGUUUCAAGGAGGUGCACCUGAACCAGGUUGCCAAAGCUCAUAGUGAGUUCACUGGCAAUGAGGUGACAGGAAUUCAAGUGUACAAUCACUUGAGGAAGUGGAGGCAGAGAAAAUAUCACAUGAUAAGCCUAGAGGAAGAGCACUACAUGGGGCACAUUCAGGCUCAUCCUAAGGAUGCUGAGUUUUUAAACAAGCACAUAGAGAACUACCAGCAGAUGAUGACCAUCUUUGGUAAUGGUCAAGCCACAGGGAAAUAUGCUAUGGGGUCAAAUGAACCUUUGGGAACCCUAGCUGAGUUUUCUGAUAGCAGCAUAAAGAUUGAGCCAUUGAAGGAUGGCAAAGGUGCAAAGAGCAGUCAUGAUGCUGCUAAACUGUUGGGUAAGUGUGCUAAGGAUGGCAAAGAAGGCGAUAGUGACUCUAGUGCUGGCAACAAAAGAAACAGGUCUAUGUUUACUGAGGAGGACACUACUAUUUUCUACCAGAUGACUGAUGCUGUCAAGGACGUGGCAUCUGCUAUUCAUGAGACCAAACCAGAGAAACCUGAGAUUAUGCAUCUAGAUCUGUAUGGUGUAGUGAUGUACAUGCCUAGUUUUCCUGAAGAGGGUUUGAUUGUGGCAUACUCUCACUUGCUUGACAACAAGGCUCAAGGUGAUGCAUUUGUGGGGAUGAUUGAGCGUCACCAUGUCCUUUGGAUGAGGACUUGCCUUGCCAAGCACUACUACAUGUGA
This is a messenger RNA of Miscanthus lutarioriparius, 1086 nucleotides long. The record is from the annotation of a GenBank genome assembly. Lineage: Eukaryota; Viridiplantae; Streptophyta; Magnoliopsida; Poales; Poaceae.